Oryza sativa Japonica Group (Japanese rice) is the source of this 3667-nucleotide messenger RNA. RefSeq names its product pentatricopeptide repeat-containing protein At4g13650. The record is from RefSeq and is a predicted model, not a curated record. NCBI's taxonomy places the organism in Eukaryota, Viridiplantae, Streptophyta, Magnoliopsida, Poales, Poaceae. Gene Ontology annotation, cellular component: intracellular membrane-bounded organelle. Gene Ontology annotation, molecular function: protein binding; RNA binding. Gene Ontology annotation, biological process: RNA modification.
CUAGAGUUCCCAAUUUUGCUUCAUUUUCUACGUAGCUGGGCCAUGAUGACGUAAGGCCUUCCUGCCUUCCAUGCUUUUCCGAUGGGUCACGGCCCACUUCUCUUCGUCGGCCCAGUAUCGUCCCUUUCCUCCCACCUCCGCGCCGCCCAGUGCCUCGCCGCCCUCGCCGCGAGAACCCCCACCACCGCCGCUCCGCUCGCCGGCGAGCUGCCGGGGAACUCCGGCGAGGAGGAGGAGGACGAGGGGUAGCGGAGACGACGUGGAUGUCCGCCGCGGGAUACCGGUACCAGGCGCUCAAGGAAGCCCUAGCCGCCGCCAUCUCCGGCCACGACCUCGCCCGCCACCACGCCGCCGCCGACCACCGCAGGCCGCACGCGCUCGCCGUCGUAGCAGGGCUCGCCUCCAACGGCUACGUCGCGUCCCUCCUCGUCUCCCGCUACUUCCGCCUCGGGGACGCCGGCGCCGCCCGCAAUGUGUUCGACGCCGCGGCGACGGCGGCGGCGCCGCAGAAGGCGCUCCUCUACAAUGCCAUGCUCCGCGGGUACCUCGCGGGUGGCCUCCCGCGGAUGGCGGUGGGGAUCUUCGGGGAGAUGGCGGCGGCGGCGUGCCUUCCCGACCGCCACACGUACCACCUCGCCGUGGCGGCGUGCGCGCGGGCGUCGGAGUUCGAGGUCGGCUGGCGUAUCGGGGCGGAGGCCGCUGCGAAAGGGUUCGCGUCCGACCUCCUCGUCGCGACGGCGCUGAUCGGGAUGUAUGCUGAAGCUGGGGAUAUGGGCGCCGCUCGUAAGGUGUUCGAUGGAAUGCCACAGCGGGAUGCUGUGGCGUGGAAUGCGGUGAUUGCUGGCUAUGCACGUGGAGGACAUCUGCGCGAGGUCGUCGAGCUGUUUAUGAGGAUGAGGUCUGUGGAUGUUGUGCUCCCGACUGAGGCGACACUGGUGACCCUAGUUUCUGGUUAUGCAGGUUUUGGUUCCUGGGAGGGCCGUGGUAUGAUGCACACCAUUGUAAUCAAGCUUGGCUUCCAGCUUAAUCUCUUUGUUUCCAAUGCUCUCCUUGAUCUGUAUGUCGAGUUUGGCUGUUUGAGAGAGGCUGUGAUGUUGUUUCGUCAGAUGGCGGUGAAAGAUUCUGUCACUUGGAGUGCAAUGAUUGGUGGGCUUGUUCGGAAUGGAAGACCGGAUUCCGCUCUUAAGCUAUUCCGUUGGAUGGUGACAAACUCGACAGUUUUGGUCACUAGGUCUAUUUUGCUCAAUGUGAUUAUGGCCUGCGCUGAGUUGGGGGAGUGGAGAGAAGGAAAAUGGGUUGAAGAGAACUAUGUGUGCUGCAAUGGUUUUGAAUUCAAGAGAGAUCCAUCUGUGGUAACAGCGUUAAUAUACAUGUAUGCAAAGUGCGGAAUGUUAGAUUCAUCAGUCAGUCUUCUAUAUGGGGUUGCAGAAGUUAGAGAUGAUGUAUUUGCAUGGAACGCUAUGAUCAAAGGGUGUGGAGAGCUUGGACUAGUGGAAAAGGCAGUUGGAUUUGUAGUAGAAAUGCAGAAGAUAGGCGUUGAUCCAGAUGCUAUUACAUACUUGGAGAUCCUACCUAUGAUCUCAUCAAUUCCAUCACUGAAAACAGGGAUGGAAGCACACGCUCAGAUUGUCAGAAGAGGUUUCCUGAAUGAAAGGGCAAUUGCUAACUCACUUGUUAGCAUGUAUGGUCGAUGCGGGAGCCUUAGGCAUUCAAUUGAAGUCUUUAGCAGGAUUGUGGUCAAGGAUGUAAUCUCUUGGACGUCUAUGAUGCAGGUAUAUGCGUGGAAUGGACAUGUUAAUGAAGUUGUUAAACUUUAUGAGGUGAUGAAGAAAACAGAAACAGAACCAAACCACUACACUUUUCUUGCUGUACUAUCUGCAUGUAAAAACACAGGUCUUGUUGAGGAAGGAAUGGAAUUGAUCAAGUACAUGCAAGAGAAGUGUGGCCUAAAACCAGAAAUUGAGCAUAUUUCUUGUGUUGUUGAUAUGCUCUGCCGUGCAGGACGUUUGACUGAUGCAUACCACCUUAUUAAAUAUAAUAAUUCUGAACACAUUAACAAUACAAUAUUGUGGGGGACGCUGCUAAGCGCUUCCCGUUCAUGUGGAGAUUUGGUGAUCGGAGAAGCAGCAGCCAAACAUCUCUUAUCUCUUGAUCCAGAAAAUAGGGCCAACUCUAAGAUGCUUGCUGAUAUUUAUGUCUUGCUUGGGAGAAGGGAUGACGCUGACAAUCUCCUAAGAGUAUCGAUGACAAGAGGAUUGGACAUAAAACCAGGCUGCAGCUGGAUGGAAGGUGUCUAACUGUCUAAAGCUUGCAAAUUGCAAUACAUGUAGAAGAUCAGAUGGAGCAAUUCACACCAUGAUUCUGCUUUGCGACGCCUGCAUAUACACGAAGUAAAAAGUAUGAAUAUAGAGGAGUGUUGAUUGAAUCCAUGAAGGUGCCUCAGUGCGGAAUUCCUUACAUUUUGUCCGGAAGCAUGGCUGCUUCAAUGCAGGGUCAUCUUCAGGAGGUUGCUGUCCAAAUAUCAUCUCACAGCUCAUGUCUUCAAAAUCUGAAGAAUAAAUAUAUAGUUGAUGCUUUCCUGAUGAAUCAGAGCAGAGGAAGCUUACUGGGAGACAUGUAGACCUUCAUGCCAAGUGAAUCUUGGAUGAACUUCUGGCAUGGAAUCUUGCAAAGAAUGAUCACUCAGAAGACAAGUUAUCCAUACAAGGGCAUUUAUUCCAUACUUUAUAUGAUAUUUGCACCACAAAUGCUUCGUACAACUACUUUAAACAAUGGCUACCUUCAGCAGAGGCACAAUCAUGAAUUCAUUCUUGUGAAGACGCACUAAUCAGGUAUCAGGCAGCUAUUCCUUUCUGAACUGAAGUAACAAAAGGAGGAACUGUGUAUGUAAUAUAUACCUCACACGGCCCAACCAACCAAGGAAAAAAUAUCGUGGUGAAUGCAGCAAAGUACUCCCUGGAAAAUCUUGAAGGUGGCAUCAUCACCUUGAUCUGCCGACAGAAUUCUCAAUCAAAGUUGAGGUAAGAAAUAAAAGAAGAGAACUUUUAAAGUUUCCUCCCUUUACAGAAGUUCUGUAUUUUCCUCAAAAAAAAAAGAGAGAAUAAAUGCUGAAUUUUACUUCCUGUUCAAAUAAAAAAAAGUUUUAGGUUUUUUAAAUUUCAAUAAUUCAUACAUGAUUGCCAAUUGUCAUGGAUUAUGGUACUUACCAUUGUGAGGAUGUAGCUUGGAAGUGCUCUUUCAAGAGCUUGGGUCACAAUCUCGCUUUGUUUAUCCAGACUGAAGAUUCUUGAGAUGGCUAGGGCGGCAUCUAUCAGGCUCUCGUAGCCAUCCUUUUCAUUCUUUAGCCCUGCAUUACAUUGCAUGCAUGUUCGUGUCAGUCAGCAAGUGCUACAAGUUCCUUUCAGGGAAUCAACCUUUGCAGUUAAUUUGCACCUGAACAACACCAAAAAAAAACUCAGGACUAGUGAACAUCGGUUUCCUGUAUGCUUUCAAGUUUCUCUUAUAUGCUUAAUUACCCAUACUAGAAAAGUAGCAUUCUGUGUCUGUUGGGAACUUUUCUGGUUUGUCUGUAUGAUUGACUUUGCUAAACAUGUAAGAGAGCCAAGGAGGUGACGGAUGUAGUGGAUGCUACAGUGUUAAUGAAGUCCAAACAGUCCUGUAAAUAUAA